AUGCUCGCCGGCCUCAUCUGCUUGGCACUUGUGGUGCAGGGUCAUGCCUGGGCGCGCAUUUCGGUGACGGUCGGCGGGGAGGAACUGUCGGAUAAGAGCAUCCAGGACAAGGAGAAGGAGCUUGCCAAGGCAAACCCACACUUCGGAAAGCUUGACACCAUCGGCGAGUGCUGCGGCGACCAGAAAAGCGAGGCGGAUGUGGUGCGCAAUGCGAUCAAUACGAACGAUGUCUACGGCUCCAGUGGCGAAGUCCAGAAGGACAUCUUCUCGAGGACGUCGUGCCGCCACAUCACCGACGCGGCGGGAGCCUUGGGGAACGCGGACUGCUCCUACGUCUACAUCUUCGAGAACGACCUCCACGCCGAUCACGAGUUUGCCGCCAACUGCGUUCCCUCCACCAUCUGCAAGGAGGACGUGGUGGGCAUGACCGAGGGAAAGGUGGCCACGUACGGGGUCGUCAUGCAGAUCUUGCAGCAGAACCUCGGGAAGUUGCAGGGCAUCUGGAAGGGUCCCAUGGACGCCUGCAGUGACGGCAUGACCAGGGUCAAUCGGGGCGACCUCAACGGCCUGUGGAAAGAGGAGAGAAUGGUGAAGCUCGGCGGCGAGCUGAACUUCAUCUACUCUGCAUUGACAGGCGGCAAGAGCGAUGCCAUGAAGAGGAGUCUCGCCUGCCUUGAGUCUUUCCUUUUCAAAGCGUUUUUCGGAGGGAGGCGUCUAAACGGGUGA
Molecule: messenger RNA, 726 nt
Organism: Symbiodinium sp. CCMP2456
Lineage: Eukaryota; Dinophyceae; Suessiales; Symbiodiniaceae
Source: the annotation of a GenBank genome assembly